UCACAAUCGACUUGCUAUUGGUCUAUCACUCCUACCGAAUAAUCCUUUACGAUAUAUUGCCGUUUAUUCGUGACGAAGAAUAAGCCCGACGCAUCGUCAAGUAUCUUGCAGUAAUUAAUUUUUUUCUCUUCGUGCGUUCUUGACGUUGAUACAAGGAAACGAUACAACGAGAACGCGUGGGUUUCGCAUUAGGAUAAAAACAUGUCGGAUACACGACGACGUCGAAAAUCCAAUCAAUCGUGCGGUUCCGAUGAUCUCUCGGACUCGUACGAGGAGCUCAACGCGACAAAGGAGACCCAGAGUAGUGAACAAACCGAUGGGCAUCAGGAUUCAGAAUGUGAUAUUUAUGAGAGUGAGUCGGAUGGCGAAUCACAGGAAGGUGGAGAGUUACGAGAGAGCGGGGACGGUCAGGAGGAAGAGAAGCCACAGAAGAAGUUGGACGACGACGAGGACAGGCGUAAUCCACAAUAUAUUCCGAAACGGGGCACGUUUUACGAGCACGACGAUCGUACGACCGACGAAGUGACUGACAACAACACAGAAACGCAAACGAACACAAAAGAAACUAAGGAGAAGAAGGUGUGGAAGGAUAAGGAAGACAGAUGGGACCACGAUCGGUACAACGAUGAGGAGCAAGCUCCAAAGAGACCGGAAGAAUUGAUAGCUACGUACGGUUAUGAUAUCAGAAAUGAGGAAGGGCCGCCUCGCGCUAGAAGGAGAAGAAGAUACGGUCGUGGGCCUAACAAGUACACAAGAAAUUGGGAAGAUGAAGAUGCUUACGGGAAGACUACUCCUGGUAGAGGAAAUAUCAGGCGCUUUCAGAAAAACAAUGAAGACUUUCCUGCUCUCAGUAAUAAUAAGAAUGCUUCGAGCAAAGUAGAAGAGCCUGUGAUUUCAUCGGCAUGGUACAGCAGCAAGAACAAAACGCAGAAAACGCAGAACUUCCCGCCGCUUCAGCCCCAGCAGGACAAUGCGAAGACUAAAUCUGCUACCGUUCCCAAUACACCUACAAACGAAAGCAAGGUACCAGACGAUUCAACUAAUACAUCUUGGAAAAAGGAUGACAAGCACAUUAUUCAAAAUCAAAAUACGAAUGGAAAUAGCGGGUCGGGCGACGCGGAAAAAUCAGUCAAUGCUAAACCAUCACCACGGGAAAACAACAAGAGGAACGCCCAAGAGUCCGUAAGCCUGGCCGCGAAUAGGAGCCGAGGAAGAGGUUUCAAGCCCAAUGCUAAUAACAACAUGGUCGCUAACAGAAUAGUUGAGAACAAAGCAAAGGGACGCGGCCCCGGCCCAGUCACUAUCGAGAAUAGAAGGAACAACACUGUGCAGCACAGUGACGAGCACCAACUUGUUCAUGAUAUGAAGCAAGUCAGCGUCAGCGAUGGCAAUCAGUAUCAUCAGCCCGCAAGACACAACAAAGGCUUUUUCCCAUCUUCCAACCAACACAGAUCAAACGCAGUUCCACCUAGAAUGCAGUCACAUCAGCAACAAACGCAUUCGCAACAGCAGACGAUACAGCAGCAGCAACAACAGCAGCAACAGCAACAAGAUAAUUCUGGAAACAGACCUAAACGGUAUUCCAGCCUGCGUCAACGACCUACCAUUUCAGAAACUUCCGCACAGCAAAAUUAUCCAUCUCAACACGCUCAGCAUGGAUAUUUUCCACCUCAAGCUGGAAACUCAAGAAGCGUUUUGGAAUCUCAAGGUUACCCGCAGGGUCACUUUGAGCAAUCUUCUCCAGUCGCUUCUGCCACAGCAGGACCUAUGGCAGGGCAACCCGUUAUUUCCUUGCCGCCUGGUGGACAGCCUGCUAGUUACGCGCCUCCAGCGUUCCUAGUUCCACCUCCGCAGUUCAUACCUCCUCAAACUGCUCCUCCUAAUAUAAUCAAUUACGUGCCCGGUCCGAACGGACCAACGUUCCCACCAAACUUCCAGGGUUAUCAAGGAUACAGUCCUUCAGUACAGCCCCAAGGACCGCCGCCGCCUCAAGAAUUGUUCCAGCCGCAGGGAUGCACUUACUACAGCCCGGCGCAACAGCAGCAGCAGCAGCAGCAACAGGCGGCUCCUAUACGACGACCAAAAGCGGCGAUACCCAUUCUCCCACCGCCUGACAAUCAACAGGGCGGUAGAGGAAGAGGUAGAAGCGCUCAGCCGUACCAGCACAGCAAUCAACCUGGUGGUGGUGCUAUCGUGCAACAGACUGAGCAGCAGGAAAUUAAGAAUGCGGCGGAGAGUGACGAGAAAUCCGUGUCAGGACAAUUCGAUAGUGCGCAAAUCGAGCCGUCGAGCGUGCCGGAUCAGGAGUACGAGCACGCCAUGGAUCACGCUACGGACGUGAUCGCGAGCAUGGAUGAUACGAACGAAAGUGCAGAGGGAAACGCCGAGACGCACGCGAAGGUUGACGCGUUACUGUCCGCCGAGGACAACGUGGACGACAGUAACAGUGUGACAGAACUGUUAGAAACAACGUCUGCCGAGAAGAAUGCCGUUUCACGUAGUCCCACGACAACACUGGCCGUUGCUGAAACUGAAUGCGAAUUAGGUAAUAUUGAAUCAGCUAUUUCCGAAAGUACCAUCGUCGAGAAGGCCGCAGCCUAAAGAGCAUUAUUAUUGUCAUUAUUAUUACUAUUAUUACUCACGCAUUGUAUGCACGUGAUGAUGGUUCUCCCUUCGAUUUCGAUUUCGAUUACGAAGUUAAGUGAAAUGUCGUGUUGUAAACUAUUCGCGAUAUGCUUGCAGAAUCUUGCUUUGAGAGAGCGUUCGAUUUAUUCCCCGCAUCUACAAUAACGUAAUUAAUCCGAGGUGCAACCUCUGUACUGUACGAGCGAUAUUAAUAUAACGUCUGUUAUAAAACUAUUCACGAACAAUUGCAAAUCUAUUUUACAUCAGUUUUCCAUUCGGAAAGGCGCGGUCGCGCGCGAUUGUACUAUAAUUUACGAAAUUUAGAGGAUCUUUAACGAACAAAAAUAAUGUUCUUGAUCGCAGCUGUGCCGUAAACUUAUCAGAAAAUAGUUAUUUGACAUACGUAUGUAUAUUGCAAUAUAUAGCUUUUAAGCUUCUGAUCCCCCGCUGCGAGUAUGUUGAAUUAUGACGGUAAAAGCGAGAGAUUAGAUUUGAUCUACCUUAUGGUACAUCUAUGAUACGAUUUUGCAACGUGCUCGCAAAAAUUCGUGAAGUCACAAAUAAUUGUAGCCACUUUUGGGGUACAAGAAGCAUUAGCGAUGGUUGACUAUAGUCAACCUUUUAAUAACAAAAGGGUUGUUACUUUUUUAGCGUUGAUUACACUCGAUCAGAAUUGAUGGUCGAUAAUUCACAAUUCUGAACAAAACGUCAGAUUUGAAGGAAAAAAAAUUAUUAAGUCGCUACACCCAUCAUUUGUGACUUUUUGAACUUUUGCACACAAGCGCAUUUAAUAAUUCAUUCAUAUAUCGUGUAGAUAUCUGCAUCUGAUAUACGAUAUGAGUGAAUUAUAUUGCAAACCAUGUAUAGACAUGAUAUCGAUAUUUAAUAAAUAUCAAUAUUUGAUAGAACGAAUUUAUUAUGAAGUACAAUGUGAAAUGCUUCGUAAAUUGAUGAAUAAAUGGCAGUAACAUUUAAA
Messenger RNA from Ooceraea biroi (clonal raider ant), 3601 nucleotides. It is a transcript of the gene btz, whose product is annotated as CASC3 exon junction complex subunit. The record is from RefSeq and is a predicted model, not a curated record. Lineage: Eukaryota; Metazoa; Arthropoda; Insecta; Hymenoptera; Formicidae. Gene Ontology annotation, molecular function: mRNA binding. Gene Ontology annotation, cellular component: exon-exon junction complex. Gene Ontology annotation, biological process: mRNA processing.